Panicum virgatum (switchgrass) is the source of this 2774-nucleotide messenger RNA. Its product is annotated as beta-galactosidase 7-like. The coding region runs from base 1 to 2205 and encodes 734 amino acids. Lineage: Eukaryota; Viridiplantae; Streptophyta; Magnoliopsida; Poales; Poaceae. Gene Ontology annotation, cellular component: vacuole; cell wall. Gene Ontology annotation, molecular function: beta-galactosidase activity. Gene Ontology annotation, biological process: carbohydrate metabolic process. The record is from RefSeq and is a predicted model, not a curated record. The transcript is spliced from 17 exons.
AUGACCGGCGCCGGCGGCGCGACAAUGACCGCGGUGGUUGUCCUCGCCGCGCUAGCGGCGUUGGCCGCGGCGGGGACGGGGAGAGCUCGAGGCGCCGAGGAAGAGAGGGGCAACAGGACGGCGGGCCGCCGCAGGGAGGUCACGUACGAUGGCAGGGCGCUGAUCCUGGACGGCGCCAGGAGGAUGCUCUUCUCCGGCGACAUGCACUACCCUCGGAGCACCCCUGAGAUGUGGCCGGACCUCAUAGCAAAAGCCAAGAAAGGUGGCCUUGAUGUCAUCCAAACAUAUGUCUUCUGGAACGCUCAUGAACCUGUUCAGGGCCAGUAUAACUUCAAGGGAAGAUAUGAUCUGGUGAAAUUCAUCAGAGAAAUCCAUGCUCAAGGCCUCUAUGUAAGUCUCAGACUUGGUCCCUUCGUCGAGUCGGAGUGGAAAUACGGAGGCUUACCAUUUUGGUUACGUGGCAUCCCAAACAUUACCUUCAGAUGUGACAAUGAAGCCUUCAAGAGGCAUAUGCAAAAUUUUGUAACAAAAAUAGUAAACCUGAUGAAGGAUGAAAGACUAUUCUACCCACAAGGAGGCCCCAUAAUCAUGUCACAGAUUGAGAAUGAAUAUAAGCUGGUCGAGGCUGCAUUCCAUUCAAAAGGGCCACCUUAUGUUCGCUGGGCAGCGGCAAUGGCAGUAAAUCUGCAGACAGGUGUUCCCUGGAUGAUGUGUAAGCAGGAUGAUGCCCCAGAUCCAAUUAUCAACACCUGCAAUGGGCUCAUCUGUGGGGAAACAUUUCUAGGGCCAAAUUCGCCGAACAAGCCAGCUCUAUGGACAGAAAACUGGACAUCUCGCUAUCCUGUAUAUGGUCAGGAUCGAAGAUAUAGAUCAGCAGCAGACCUUGCAUUUGCAGUAGCACUGUUUAUAGUGAGAAAGAAAGGAAGCUUUGUAAACUAUUACAUGUACCAUGGUGGAACAAACUUUGGAAGGUUUGCAUCUUCCUAUGUAACAACAAGCUAUUAUGAUGGAGCUCCUCUAGAUGAAUAUGGAUUAAUAUGGCAACCCACAUGGGCUCAUCUCAGAGAACUGCAUGCUGCAGUAAAGCAGUCUGCAGAGCCAUUACUUUGGGGAGCAUAUUCUAAUCAUUCAUUUGGUCAACAGCAAGAGGGGCACGUUUUUGCAACAGAGUCCGAGUGUGUGGCUUUCCUGGUAAAUUUUGACAAGCAUAAGAUAUCAACCAUUCAAUUUGGUGAAGAGAAUGCUUGUCAUCGAAAAAUUUUAUGGCAGAUAAAUGCUCAAUAUGGUUUAAGAACAGCACAGGUAGUGCAGUCUAUAAAUCAUGUUGAUAGGUGGAAAUGUUUUAAAGAACCAAUUCCUACGGUACCAAGCAAAAUGUCACAUGUAGGAAACCAGCUUUAUGAGCACCUCUCAACUACAAAAGAUGAAACAGAUUAUCUCUGGUACCUCGCCAUGUACACAACUACAAACGAAAUGGGAAUCGACAGAAGUGUGCACGGGAGUCAUGAUAAACCUGGCAAUAUUGUUCUUAAGGCGCCUAUUUCACUAAGGGAAGGACGAAAUUCCAUAUCAUUGCUAUGCGUCAUGGUUGGAUCACCGGUUGGCUUAUCUGGAGAAACAAAUAAAAUCUACACAUCUGAAGGAUCAUCUCGUGCAGAAUGGAGUGCGAUUGACAAGUCCAUGCAUCUGCCACUUAUCUGGUAUAAGACAACAUUUGACACACCAUGGGGUAAUGACCCUGUGACACUGAACAUGAGCAGUAUGGGAAAGGGUGAAGUGUGGAUCAAUGGAGAGAGCAUUGGGCGGUACUGGGUCUCCUUCAAAACUCCAAGUGGAAAACCUUCGCAAUCCCUGUACCAUAUACCACGAUAUUUUCUGAAGACCGGAGAGAAUCUCCUUGUCAUCAUGGAGGAAAUUGGUGGCGACCCACUACAAAUAACAGUGAACACAAUGUCCGUUACCAGAAUCUAUAGUAGCGUCAGCGAGUUAUCUACCCCAUCUCUCUUGUCACGUGAAAAACAUCCAGCAAUUCACCUCAGGUGCCAGAGAGGCAAACACAUAACAGAUAUUGAGUUUGCAAGCUAUGGAAACUCCCAUGAAAACUGCAUAGAGUCUGGACAGAACUGCCAUGGAAGUUGCCAUGCAGAAAUGUCGGAAUUUGUCGUGAAGAAUGUAAACUUCUCCACCUCAAAAGCUACAUGCUAAUGCCACAUUGCGUGAAUGCACUAUAAUAUUGAUGACAAAUAUGCUACCACAAAGCACGAAUGUCUAACAACAGAACCACUUGUUCUUUCAGGCUUGCCUAGGCAGAAGGAAGUGCGUCGUUCCAGUACGGGCACCCAAGUUUGGAGGGGACCCAUGCCCCGGAAUCGAAAAAUCCCUUUCUGUUGUGGCGAUAUGUGGAUGAAGAUAAGGGAAACACUUCACUCAUGAUGUGAAUAAUCAGCAUUGCAUUUUUGUUUGCAAAAUAUCGUCACAAAGACUAUGAUUUGUACAGAAAUUAAAGAUAGUUAUAGAAAAAAUUCUGUAGCAGCCAUUCAAAGAUUUGGGGGUAAAUUACUAAAAGGAGUAGGAUUAGUGAAGGAACGCACCACUUCAAUGCGAAAAGAUUGUUGGAUUCGAUGGAAAGACAGCUCAUUGUCCUGCCAUUUUUCCGCACUAAAUUCCAUCACAUGCAGGCUCUGAUGAGAUUUGAGGAAAGCAAUCCAACUACACGCAAUGCAGUUUCUGCUUAAUGCGUGAAGGCUAAAUGAUGGAUCUGGACUACCUGCUGG